This is a messenger RNA of Exaiptasia diaphana, 1280 nucleotides long. Its product is annotated as dickkopf-related protein 3. Gene Ontology annotation, biological process: negative regulation of canonical Wnt signaling pathway. Gene Ontology annotation, molecular function: co-receptor binding; receptor antagonist activity. The transcript has 5 exons. Bases 241 to 921 code for a protein of 226 amino acids. NCBI's taxonomy places the organism in Eukaryota, Metazoa, Cnidaria, Anthozoa, Actiniaria, Aiptasiidae. The record is from RefSeq and is a predicted model, not a curated record.
UUCUCAUUACUUACUUUCCAAAUAUAUAUCACAGUACAAAUUGCCUGAUGAUAGAGUUACUGUGGCGCUGACAUUAUUUUCUAUUUGGGUUUUACAUAAAGUUUUUCUWCAAAAUAUAAUGAAUUAUAGAUAAGAUAUUAAAUAGUAAUACGGUGACACAUUAACGAGCUAUUGGGGAAGAUUGGAGAGAAAAAAACCCUCAACGGAACUCUUAGUUCCUUUUAACUUUUUAUCGUUAUUAUGGACAGAAAGAAAAUAGUUUGGUCUUUAUUGGUGUUCACUUUAGUUCAUCUAUGGAUUUUACCGUUAAUCAAUGGAGCAAUUGCAGUAAAAGGACUUAAAAAAGAACGAGUAAGCAGAGCUAUUCCACAACAAGAACUGUUUCGAAAAAUGUUUAUGCCUGCGUCUCCCUUCGAUGAAAUGUCAAUGGUGGGCGCUGGUGUAGAAAAACCUCGUCCACGUAUGUUGUCACCUGGAUACUACUCACAGGAAUGCAACGCUCACAAACCGUGUGAUAAAGGUCGUUAUUGCCAUAUGUUCUUAUGUGUACAUUGUCUAAAAGAGAAUGUUGCGUGUACACAAAAUGGACAAUGUUGUGCAGGACAAUGUACUUACGGUCGAUGUAAGAAAGACGCCCAGGAAGGCUCUCCAGGAACAUUUUGUGAUCGUCAUGACGACUGUAGAGAUCCACCAGGAACAUGCUGUGUGAGAGAGCCUGCGAUCAACCCGCAUAUAUCGGUAUGUAAACCUCCUCUAGAAGAGAACAUGGUCUGUGGUCCUAUUAACUUUUUCAAGAAUGUCUACGUCGGUGCUCAAGUACAACGAUCAUGUGGCCCAUGCAAAGAGGGAUUGAUGUGCAAACAAGUCGGAAUAUUUGGUGUCCAUGAAAUCUGUGUUAGAGAAGAUGACAAAAAGAAAUAAAUAUCUCGAGACUCUAAUAUAUACCCUGUACAAAGACUAAAUGCUGGAAAGGCGAUGAGAAACAAUCUGUGACUAGCAUCAUAUUAUGCAAUAUAAUGAGAGAAAACCAAAGGGAAGAAAGUUAGGGGAAUAAUACUGCCCUCCCUACCUCCUAUGGUACACCUUGACGGUAUCUAUCUUCCUCUGUAAUCCAGUGGAAUCGUGCAUUUUUUUAUUAUAAAGCUUUUGGACAGCACGCUUGAGCAAAUUAAAAUCAAAAGAAAGUAGAUUGAUCUAGUGUAAGUGUAGAAAAUAGUUAUUAAACAAAAAUAUCUCUUAGAAGGAAGAUACCAUAAUAAAGUCCAUUUAGGAAAAGAUAA